Molecule: messenger RNA, 2460 nt
Organism: Drosophila grimshawi
Lineage: Eukaryota; Metazoa; Arthropoda; Insecta; Diptera; Drosophilidae
Gene: sim
Product: protein single-minded
Exons: 10
Coding region: 46-2460 (804 amino acids)
Biological process (GO): regulation of transcription by RNA polymerase II
Cellular component (GO): transcription regulator complex; nucleus; cytoplasm
Molecular function (GO): DNA-binding transcription factor activity, RNA polymerase II-specific; RNA polymerase II transcription regulatory region sequence-specific DNA binding; protein dimerization activity
Source: RefSeq, a predicted model, not a curated record
AAAAACAAGUCAAACAUUCCAACAUAUUCUGAGUGUCAGCAGAAAAUGACGAACCAACGCAGAGUGCGCAAGGAUUGCUAUGAGAGCAGACUGCAUGAUAUAGCUAAAACGUGUGCCAUGAAGGAGAAAAGCAAAAAUGCAGCACGCACGCGUCGUGAAAAGGAAAACACGGAAUUCUGUGAAUUGGCCAAAUUAUUGCCAUUGCCAGCGGCGAUUACAUCACAGCUGGACAAAGCAUCCGUCAUCCGUUUGACCACAUCCUAUUUGAAAAUGCGCCAAGUUUUCCCCGAUGGACUGGGUGAAGCUUGGGGCUCUUCGCCGGUGAUGCAGCGUGGCGCAACCAUCAAAGAGUUGGGUUCACAUUUGCUACAGACGCUGGACGGCUUCAUCUUCGUGGUGGCACCUGAUGGCAAAAUCAUGUACAUCUCUGAGACAGCCUCGGUGCACUUGGGACUCAGUCAGGUCGAGCUAACAGGCAACUCUAUAUUCGAGUACAUACACAGCUACGAUCAGGACGAGAUGAAUGCCAUAUUGUCCUUGCACCCGCACAUGCAUCAGCAUCCACUCGCCCAGACGCACACACCGAUUGGUAGCCCGAAUGGUGUCCAGCAUCCGGCGGCUUAUGGCCACGAUCGUGGCUCCCACACGAUCGAGAUCGAGAAGACGUUCUUCCUGCGCAUGAAAUGUGUCUUGGCCAAGCGCAAUGCGGGCCUCACAACAUCCGGCUUCAAGGUGAUACACUGUUCCGGCUACUUGAAGGCACGCAUUUAUCCGGACUGCGGCGACGGACAGGGCAGUCUUGUACAGAAUCUCGGCCUGGUUGCCGUCGGUCACUCGCUGCCUUCAUCCUCCAUCACGGAAAUCAAACUGCAUCAGAAUAUGUUUAUGUUUCGUGCCAAACUCGAUAUGAAGCUCAUCUUCUUCGAUGCACGCGUAUCGCAGCUAACCGGCUACGAGCCGCAGGACCUCAUCGAAAAGACGCUUUAUCAGUACAUCCAUGCGGCAGACAUAAUGCCCAUGCGCUGCUCCCAUCAAAUCCUGCUGUACAAAGGACAAGUAACCUCCAAAUAUUAUCGCUUCCUGACCAAGGGUGGCGGCUGGGUGUGGGUGCAAUCGUAUGCCACGCUGGUGCACAAUUCGCGCUCCUCCCGCGAGGUGUUCAUCGUCAGCGUCAACUAUGUGCUCAGCGAGAGAGAAGUGAAAGACUUGGUGCUCAACGAGAUCCAAACUGGCAUCAUCAAACGUGAGCCGAUCUCACCGGCGGCUCAAGCGGCAGCGGUUGCCGCUGCAGCAGCGGCAGCAACUGCAACAGCAUCAGCUGCUGCCGCCGCCGCUGCAGCAGCAGCAGCGGCAGCCUCUGUUACCGUUAGUGCCACAUGUGUUGCCUCGCAGCAGCCAGCGUCGAGUACACCCGUGCUGAGCGUCAGUCCCAAGCUGGAUCCAUACUUUGAGCCGGAGUUGCCGCUGUCCGUGCAGCCAGCGCCGCCCAAUGCAGUCACGCCCGUACCAACGAACAACAACAACAACAACAGCAGCAACAACAACAACGGGAGCAGUGGGAACAGUGGCGUGUGGCAUCUUCAUCAACAGCAGUUGCAGCAUGGCGGCAGUAUGGAUCACGAUAGCCUAAGCUAUACGCAACUGUAUCCUCCGCUCAACGAUCUGGUCGUCAGCUCCAGUUCGAGUGCGGGCGGAGGCACUGCAUCGAGUGCUGGUGGCGGAUCGAGUGCAUCCGCUUCCUCAUCGGGUGUUUACUCAACGGAAAUGCAAUAUCCCGAUACGACAACGGGCACACUGUACUAUAAUAACAACAACAGCAGCAACAAUAACAAUCACUAUUACUAUGAUUAUGAUGCAACGGUGGAUGUUGCCACAUCGAUGAUGCGUCCGUUUAGCGCCAACUCCAAUAGCUGUUCGAGCAGCUCGGAGAGCGAUCGUCAGCUGUCGACGGGCAAUGCGUCCAUUGUGAAUGGCACAUCGCCAUCGCAGACCACAUACAGCGAUCUGAGUCACAAUUUCGAGUUGAGUUACUUUUCCGAUAACAGUUCACAGCAGCAGCAGCAACAACAACAGCAGCAGCAACAUCUGAUGGAACAGCAACAUUUGCAGCAACAUCGACUGCAAACACAGGUGCAACAUCAGCAGCAGCAAUACCAGCAACAUCAGCAACAACAAUAUGUGUUCUACGCGGAGCAAAAGAGCAAUCUACAGCGAUUGCUGGAGCAGUUGCACAAGCUACACAGUUUUGGCACCGCUGUUGUUCCUAUAGCUAUUGCCACAAUUAUACAGAUUACAUUGGUUUGCAUAGCAUCGUCGACAACUCGACAGGCGGUCGUCAUCGAUGGUCGACUGUCGUUUGUCGCUCCCAAGCCACAGGAGGGCCAUCCUCCAGAGAGGGAGAGGGAGAGGAAUGAGAUGCCUUCAGGCGAUUACACUCGGAAAAAUCGCUCUCAAAUUUAG